AUGGCUGCUAAUGGCGCUUUGGAUGGGCCGUCUGGAGGUUUGAAUAUAAGCAUCUCUGCUGUGUACUUGGAUCGUCAUGGCUUGAUUGUUGCUUUUCUCUCUCUACUUCAGCAUCUUGAGUUGCCUCCCUCGGCCUCAAGUUGCUCCAACGAGACUCCUCUUCAUGUAGCUGCCAUGCUGGGUCACGUGGAAUUUGCAAAAGCUCUUCUGAGUCAUAAGCGUGACAUGGUCGCUGAGUUAAAUUCACAGGGUCACUCACCUCUUCACUUGGCCUCUGCAAAUGGGUAUGUUGAGAUGAUGAAGAUUUUGUUAAUGGUGGACUCUAGUGUCUGUCUCGUUCGCGAUGAAGAUGGAAAGACUCCUCUUCAUCUAGCUGCCAUGAAAGGCCGAGUUGAUGUUGUAACCGAGUUGGUUCAGAUACGACAGGAAGUGACUCAAUACACCUUGGACAGGGGAGAGACCGUUCUGCAUUUAUGUGUGAUAGAUACAUAA
Messenger RNA from Cornus florida, 492 nucleotides. Its product is annotated as ankyrin repeat-containing protein BDA1-like. Lineage: Eukaryota; Viridiplantae; Streptophyta; Magnoliopsida; Cornales; Cornaceae. Gene Ontology annotation, molecular function: protein binding. The transcript is spliced from 3 exons. The record is from RefSeq and is a predicted model, not a curated record. The coding region runs from base 1 to 492 and encodes 163 amino acids.